Molecule: messenger RNA, 2448 nt
Organism: Aethina tumida (small hive beetle)
Lineage: Eukaryota; Metazoa; Arthropoda; Insecta; Coleoptera; Nitidulidae
Exons: 2
Coding region: 22-2415 (797 amino acids)
Source: RefSeq, a predicted model, not a curated record
GAGUAGUGACGAAUCACCACAAUGUUUACAAUCGAAAAUUUGGAGGAUCUUAUCAAGGAUUACUUAGGAGACAACCGAGAAUUUAUCGACUACACUGCUAUCAACCUAAAUGAACCUGGCGAAAACUAUGGCAGCUUGAUGUUGAGUUUGGAUAUCAAAGUCAAAAACAAGAAAACCAACGAGGAAGAAACCAUCAGAGCGGUCGCCAAAACCCCACCAACCGACGAGUUCGCACAAAAAAUAUUCAACACACAAGUGACCUUCAAAAAUGAAAUCGGAUUUUAUAGUGUUAUCUUCCCUUUCUUGCAAAAAUUCCAGAGGGAGCACAGCAUCGAACCGUCCACGUAUUUUCCUGAUUACAUCGGCUCCAGGUUGAAUCUUCAUGGAGGCGACAAAGUCGAAGCUAGUGCUGUCUUAAUUCUGGAAAACUUGACAGAAAAGGGCUUCACCAUGGGCAACAGAUUUAAGGGAUUCAACCUGAACACCGUUAAGUUAAUCCUUAAAGACUUGGCCAAUUUCCAUGCAACCAUGAUAGCCAUUAAGCUGCAAAAACCCAACGAAUUCGAGACGUUAGUGAAACCUUACUUGGACGGAGUGGUUUUCGAAGGCGAAAAUGCGGAUGACAAUUUCAUCCAAUCAGUGUGCAAAGACUCAACUGAAAUGCUUAAAAAUCACAAAGACAUAGUCCAUUUAACCGACAAGCUGAUACAGAAAGUUAAGUCACAAGAAAGACGGGAAGUUAGGGAACCGUUCGCAACGGUAGUUCACACGGAUCUUUGGGUCAACAACACCAUGCUGAGAUUCAACGACGACCAACCUGUAGAAAAUAAAUUCAUAGACUUCCAAGUAACUCGCUACCAAACACCCGCGGACGACUUACUAUUUCUCCUCUUCUCCAGCGUGGAGGAUGAAGUUUUGACUCAACAUUACGACAGCCUGAUCAAGUAUUACCACCAGCAGUUCAUCACAAUUCUGGACGCCCUCAAAGUCGACACCUCAAAGUUCUCUUGGGAAGCCUUCCAAGAAGAGAUAAACCACUCCGUGGACGCGCAAAUCGGCCACGUAACCUGCAUGUUGUUCCCGAUUCUCAUGGAUAAGUCCAAAGCGAAAGAAUUUGAAUUCGAGAAGGAGCGUCCUUUCGAACCUUCGGAGCGACACAUGGAGAAACUGCCACUUCUUGUACGACUGUUUGACAAGCAUGGUUGGCUCAACUAUAUUUGCAAAACUAUCAUGAUGAUAUCGAUAGAGAGGCUUGACGAACUAGUCGAAAAAUGUAUUGGUGAAAACAAAACAAUCACUAGUUACACAACCAGGAGUUUAACAAAACCUGGUGACAAUUAUGGAAGUGUUAUGCUUGCAGUUGACAUAAAAGUGAAAGGUGAUGGCGAAGAACAAGUCGUACAUACAGUGGCCAAAACUCCACCAACUACAGAAAUCCAACAGAAAAUAUUUAACACAUCCGUAACCUUCAAAAACGAAAUCGAAUUCUAUCGGACUAUCAUACCAAUUUUUAAGAGCUUGCAAUCGGAAUACGGCGUCGAAAAGAUCGAUUAUGUGCCAGAAUUUGUCGGGGCACGCUUCAAUCUGACGAAUGAAGACGCCAUUGAUUCGAACGCCGUUUUAAUGUUGGACAAUUUGGUAGUGAAAAAGUUCGGAACGGAAAAUCGACAAAUAGGAUUCGAUUUCGAGACAUCUAAGCGGAUUGUCAAACACAUUGCCAACUUCCAUGCCGUAGCUUUGGCCUUAAAAUUAAAAAAACCAGAAGUGUUUGAAUCUCGUGUUAAGCCUUUCGUGGACGGAUUCACGGAUGAGGAAACCAAAGAAAGCGACGCCAUGAAGAACGUUGUUAAAGAUUACAGUGAACUUUUGAUUAAUGACGACAAAUACAAACAUGUAAUAAAAAAAAUUGAAAAACUAUUCGGCAAUAGAGAUGCAAGGGAAGUUAGAGAACCGUUUGCUACGAUUGUCCAUGCAGAUUUAUGGGUGAACAAUAUUAUGACGAAAAGACCGCUUGAGGUGAUGAUUCUUGACUUCCAAGUGCUGCGGUAUCAGACACCCUGUGACGAUUUACUAUUUUUCUUACUUUCUAGCACACAAGAUUAUGUGCUGAAGGAACAUUUCGAGGAUCUUAUAAGUUAUUACUACAAAGAGUUGAUAGACAACUUGGAAAAGUUUGAGUGCGACACAACACCAUUUUCAUGGGAAGCAUUCCAGGAAGAAAUAAGGCAUGCCAAAGACGAACAGUUUUUGCACGUCUUAUGGAUGAUGUAUCCAAUUUUCAUUGAUGAAGAAACUGUUAAGGAUUUUUCUUUCGAUGACACACCGAAGUUUACAAUAGCCGACAGACAGAGAGAAAGAUUCAUGCUAAUUUUGGACAAGUACUGGGACAAGAAUUGGCUGAAUGACUGUUGUUAACAAAAUAAUUUUGAAAUAAACGUGAAGGAAAUG